Messenger RNA from Hemibagrus wyckioides, 3529 nucleotides. RefSeq names its product homeobox B13a (gene hoxb13a). Gene Ontology annotation, biological process: regulation of transcription by RNA polymerase II. The transcript is spliced from 2 exons. The record is from RefSeq and is a predicted model, not a curated record. The coding region runs from base 88 to 1002 and encodes 304 amino acids. Gene Ontology annotation, molecular function: DNA-binding transcription factor activity, RNA polymerase II-specific; RNA polymerase II cis-regulatory region sequence-specific DNA binding. Lineage: Eukaryota; Metazoa; Chordata; Actinopteri; Siluriformes; Bagridae.
CAAUGCAGCUACGGCGAUGUAACCUUGUGUCCUGCUCUGGAGAAAGGUCUUUGAGCGAUAUUUCUCCGUCCGAAUGGUACGCGUGCUAUGACCACCUCCCUGGUCCUGAAUCCUCGUUGGGCAGAUGCUGUAAUGUUUGUGUAUGAAAAUAACUUGGAUGAGCUUAACAAGAACAUGGAAGGUCUGGUUGGUAGCAGCAAUUUCGCGGCCAACCAGUGCAGAAAUCUGAUAGCUCACUCAGCCCUAAGCGGUCACCCUUCCAGCCUUGUGCAUGGUUCCAGCUAUUCCUCUGUGGACGUGAGUACCUCGAGUUCAGGAGAAACUAGUAAGCAAUGCACUCCGUGUGCAUCGGUACCUCAGGCUUCAUCUACGGGUCCUAUACCUUAUGGUUACUUUGGCAACAGCUAUUAUCCCUGCAGGAUGGGGCGGGGUUCACUCAAGACUUGCACGCAACCGAGCGCACUUGGCUACUCUGCGGAGAAAUACAUGGACACCCCGGUCACAUCUGAAGAAUAUCCCACCAGAGCCAAAGAGUUCGCUUUUUAUCAUGGCUACCAUGGUCCUUAUCAAUCCAUGGCCAGCUAUUUGGACGUGUCCGUAGUACAGACAUUAGGGACCAGCGAGCCACGGCACGAUAGUCUCCUCCAUAUGGACAGUUACCAGCCUUGGUCUCUGGCUAAUGGAUGGGGAGGUCAAAUGUAUUGUUCCAAAGAACAGAGCCAAGCCGGCCAUUUGUGGAAAUCUGCAUUAGCAGAUGUUGUUGCCCACCAACAUGACGGGGGAUCUUUUCGUAGAGGUAGAAAGAAAAGGAUACCGUACACCAAAGUGCAGCUAAAGGAACUGGAGAAAGAGUAUGCAGCCAACAAAUUCAUCACCAAAGACAAGAGGAGAAAGAUUUCUGCGGUAACCAACUUGUCCGAGAGGCAGAUCACAAUCUGGUUUCAGAACAGGAGGGUAAAGGAAAAGAAAUUUGUCGCCAAAGUUAAGAACAGCGGUCCAUAAUGGGCAUUUGAGCAACAAGACAUUUUUAUAUCUGUGACUCAUAUUACAGAAAAAAAGUCGACUUGACUUUUACUGGGAUUGUUUGUGCUCUCUUGCCUGCGUAUUUGAUUCUCGAAAUUAAAUGACCUAGGAUAGACAAUUUAUGUUAUAAAAUAAAAUAAAAUAAAAUAAAACAAAUAUGCCAAAAUAUGCAUUUGUGGGAUUUUACAGACAAGAUAAAUGUUAGAAUGUUAGGCAUGUCGAUGUUGUUACUGCAGUAGAAAUAUAGCUUAUUAAACUAUAUACUCAAUAAUAUUCUUUAACAUACUUAUGUGACAUAUAUUAAAUGUAUAUAUGUAACAAUUAAAAAUCACGUUAAUCACAUUAAAGUACUUUACUGCUUUAGCUAAUUUUCCCCAAUUACCUAAUUUGUAAAUUGUGCUAGUGGGUACGCCAAGUGUUGUCCCGUAAACGUCCCAUGUUAAUUUCAAACAAAUUACAAUCUUGUUGGGGUGUCAGGUUGUCAACUUGUCAACUUGCAACGAGUUUAUGAGCACUUCUAAGUUUUUUUUUUAUUUUAUCUUUUUUGACAAUCCUAGACACGGGACUUACUUUUCUUUAUAAUACACCAUACUGUAAAUAUGAUACAAAUUUACUUUGAACCAUUUAAAAUAGAAACUUGUGUAAACGUAUCGUGCUUUGCAAUGCGUAAAUAAACAAGAAAAGAACUGAUAGAUAAAGAACUGAGUGUUUCCUUGUCCUUUUGCGGGUGAGGCUAGAGAUGUUUUGAUGGAGACAGAUGGGGGAGAGAGGGACUUGUAGACAGAGCCAUUAAAUCAGCGCUUAACCUUGACCUUGGAAUUCACGUGUACUUAAGAUGAACGUGGAUCACGAAACCAAUAGCGUUAACAUAACUCUCUCAAGCUUAGAUUCUAAUCUUUUCUCCUGGCCGUUUUUUUACCACAAUGUUGCACUUGUUGAAAAGCAUUUUUAAUCCAUGUGUUUUCCAUUAAACUAAAUGUUCCUCAUUUUGUUCGUGGCUGUAGUAGGUCGUGGGAUUUAAGAGCACACCUGAUUAUUUGUUUGUAGAGAGAAGCCUACUUGUAGAGAGCUACUGCGCGAAAACUUAAAUAUCUUACCUCUGCUUAUCGCAUUCAGGUAAAAAAAUAUGUGUGGUCUGUUUAAAUAUCCAGCAAUAAUGGGCAUUAACAUUAUGACGUGGAUAGCAUUAAAAAAUAUAAUUUACAUUCUCUUUUGGUACAUAAUGUAGGUUAACCAAAACUAACCAGUUUAUUUGAGGCACUGUCAUAAAUCAAAUCAAAACAAAUACUGAAAGUGCCUCAAACGUAUCUUAUAGUUUGCCACUAGAGUUAAAAUAGCUUGAUUAUAAACAGAUCACCUAAACUGUGUUUAUUAAUAAUUGCCAAAUCCUGACAUUAACUGAAUUAAUUAACAAGAUGUUAGUAAUUUCCUAUUGCCGUCCAUUUAUAUAUAUAUGAUUCAUUUGGCUGUUAAUAUACACAAAUCGUUAAUUUUUGUCACCACUAAUUUUACCACACAAAAGUACUACAAGAGACAUGCAAGAGACAACAGAAUGCGAUAUAAAAUGCAUCAAUUUCUAGCUUACAUUAAAACAAUGUUGUUCUUAUGUUUGAGCAGGGAUUUAACGGUGGUUCUUGUCCUUUCUGAUACUCAGAUAUCACGUAAAUUUAAUUGCUAUAUUACAGUUAUAUUCCACCGAUUUUUUUAGGUCGACCAAAUAUAUGCAAUAAGUGCAGGGAAUAAGUUACAGGGAAAAUCUAGCAAGAUUCGAUUCAACUCUAGUCGUCCGUCUUCAGCUGAUAAUUAACCUGGGUGAGUUUCCCAAUAACGAUGAACCACGAAAAUCUUAAAGAAGGCCGAACCUGUUAUGCAAUCGUUUCCAUAUAACCUUCUUUAUCAGAUAUUUAACAAACGAGUUGUGAAUAGUUCUUUGUUGGAAAAACCGCACGAGUCUAUAGCUAAACAAUCGAUUCACAGUCCAGUAUUAAAUUCAAUGACUCAAUCAACUACUUACACAACAAAAAUAGACGCAGGUAGGCAGUAUUUACAAACAGAGGACGAUAGACGCAAGUGUACUCAACAAUCUGCAGAAAUUACGUUUGUUUGGGAGAGCUACACUGAAAAAGAAAACGUGUUGCGUGAGAUUUAAGACGAACUAUAAUGCACAAAAAAGUUAGACCUACUCAUCCAACCUUGAUUUCACGGUUUACACUAAAUUUAAUUUAAACAAAAAAAAAUCUAAUUUACACUAAAAAGGGAAUAUAUUCCGUAUAGUUCCGUACAAAUAGUAGGUCUUUUUUUUUAAUUAAUUUAUUUUUUUAUCAAAACGUUUAACACUCACUCUAUGUACUUGUGCGCAUUUUCAGUAGAAAUUGGCGGCCUCUGUCUUUUUAACAUAAGAACUGCACGCCAGUGCCGAAUAAUGAGGCAUUUUGUGAAUAACGAAUGGGUUAGAUUACUCAUGAAUGUAACAUAAUGCAUUAGUUACGAAUGGUUCUACGUUCUA